GAAGCGGUUAAUCGAGAGGAACCUUCUUGGAAAUGUUUACAUCAGAAGAUUCUUCUAUCUCUGCAUGUUUUAAAGAGUUACAUGACAAGCUGUUGUAAAUCUUCAUUCUGUAUGUGCUGCCAAAACUGUUUCUUUUGUUGGAGGGGAUUGUUCUUUCGAGAUGAAUUUCUCUUGGACAACUUUUACGAGGAAAUAACGCCUCAAGAGUGGAACGCAUUGGAAAAAGAAGCAGGCAAAAUAAAAGGCGAAGUGACGGAGAACAUUGUCCUGGUGAAGACAAAUGUAUCACCAUCCAUCACAGAAGAAGUUGCGACCUCAAGCGCACAGGAGACACCCAUCUCUUCACGGUCAUUGGUGGACCGUGGGGCCUGUGACAUCAUUGAGGAUUUGGAGACGAGCGAAAAUGAAUCUACCAAAACCCCGUUUAACACCAAAUAUUUUCGAUGCUACACUGAACCCUGGUUCGCGACAGAGAUGUGGAAGAACCCGGGCAAAACUAGAACUAAAAUGAAAUCCUUUAAAGAAAUAUUCCAGAGAAGAAGAUAUUCACGUUUCUUAGAUGAGCAAAAUGACGAAGAUUCGUCAGAUGAUAAACGUUCAGCAGUUGAGUCAAAAGUCAAAUUGCGCACCAAGAUUCUAACACGGCGAAGUCAACGCCAAAGCCAAGAAAAAGAACCAACUGAGGGUUCAUUAUCGAGAAGCCUGUCUCCUUCCUACAUGUUUAAUGACCAUCAAGGACAUAUUGAGACCAGUAUCUCUUUUGCUGCGCAUGUCAGGAGACAAGGUCCCGGCUUUUCGGCCAGUUGUACCCAGACCCUGCGCACCAGUGAUUUUACGUCGAUCGGCGACUUGUUUGAAAGCGAGGUACACAGUAACGUUACGUUCAAUCCGCUCUUCGAGGAUGACGACAGUGAAGACGAAGAAUAUGUCAAACGAACUCGACCGAGAAGGUAUCGAUUGUACACCAUCGACGAAGAAUCGGAAUCUUUCGACUCUAACUAAUAUCAUAUAAAAAGAU
Molecule: messenger RNA, 1018 nt
Organism: Stylophora pistillata
Lineage: Eukaryota; Metazoa; Cnidaria; Anthozoa; Scleractinia; Pocilloporidae
Source: RefSeq, a predicted model, not a curated record